This is a messenger RNA of Colletotrichum scovillei, 2578 nucleotides long. RefSeq names its product hard-surface inducible protein. Bases 510 to 2537 code for a protein of 675 amino acids. The record is from RefSeq and is a predicted model, not a curated record. The transcript is spliced from 3 exons. Lineage: Eukaryota; Fungi; Ascomycota; Sordariomycetes; Glomerellales; Glomerellaceae.
AUCAAAGAGCUUGAGAGAAGAAGCUGUUCCAGCUGCCUGCGGAUUUCGACCAAUCGCAUGAUCAGCUUGAGUCACUACCGGCGUCUCUCUCAACAUGGAAAUUUACGUUCUCAGUGUUUCCAGGGAUGGCAUUCAGCUGGCGCUAAGCAAGCCUCAAACAAACCCCCACCGCCGGAGCAACACAGUCCAUGUAUGCAGACACCGCUUUCGAGAAAUGGAGGUUUCCGUGAUACUCGCAAGUAUGAGCCAUGUUCUAGGAGACUGAACCUGACGAGGAGGAGAUGGUCCUGGCCAGCUCUGUCUCGGCCGCUUCAGCUUUCAGGCAGACAGCCACAGGAUAUUUCAGCUGCCGGUAACGAAAGCCUGUCUUCGUUCGUUUCUCACGCCAUACGCAAGACUUCAAGGCGGAAAUGCUUGACCGCGCAAUAUUCUGAACGCCCAAAAAUCACAUAAAAGCCUUCAAAAGGACCGUGAAGAAGCAUAACUCGAAUCUUUCUUCAGACUAUAAGAUGCUCAUCAUCGACCUCGUUGCUCGACUCUUCUGGUUUCCCUUCAAGCCAUUCAGACGAUAUCUCCCCCCUUCUCCUCCUUCUCCUGCACCUGGUUUCAAGCCCGCACCUCCUCGCACUCAACCUAACUCACCUCCUGCCAACAAACCCGACUCUCUUGUUGUUACCAUCAAGCCUUCCAAGAUGUAUAUCUACACGGGCAAGCUCAACUGGGAUGGCGACUCUGCUCAGGCCAAGGACGAGACUUUCAUAAUCAUUUUGCCCAACGGUCACGUCAGCAAGGAUGAUGUUGCCUACGUCUUCUUCCAGUGGACCAAGAACGAGUACGGCCAGGAGAACGUCAACUGGUUCCAGACCUUCCCUAUCGAAAACUUCAGAAAGAUUGGAAGCAAUGGAAACACCGACAACUUCCAGCUCAACCACCACAAGUACAAUUGGAAUGUCUUCGCUCUGGACGGAUACAAUACACUCGAGGUCGGCAUGCAAGGACCAGGGUUUAAGAAGAAUCCUGUGAAAAUCACCCUCGAGCGCGUCUGGAACUCCGAGUCUCACGGCGGAAAGGCUAAAGACAUCCCGCUGGUCUGGACCGGCAAGGUCAACUACCAGGAGAGCGCUAAGAACGAAAUGGCCAUGUUCGUUGUUCCCGAGGGCUUCGGAGCCGGACGACCUGUCGUUGCGCUUUGGCAGUGGUACCGGUUCAACCUUCCCAAGAACGACCCCAACAUCAUCUGCUACGAGCCGACCGACAAGUCCCCGCCAAGAGUCUCGUUCGUCCAGUACGGCACACAGAACAUUGAGCAUGAAAGUGAGGAAAGCGUCCAGUUCAACUUCAAACAUGACUACGAAGUUUUCGCCUCCUGGAGUCAGGGCAGUGGCAAGCUUGCCCUCCGCUUGAAGGAGCCCGAUUCCAAGACUCCGCAGAAUCUUGGAGAACUCAGCCUUUCUGGUCGUUUUGAUCGCAAGUCCUUUGGCUUUCACCCCCCUGAGUCGAAGCCAGAGCACCUCAAGCUGGAUGUCAGACUCCCUCAGCCUCAACCCUCGCUGCCUCGCAUUACCGGCAAGAUGCCUUUCCCUGAGACUCUUACGGAGACUCUGGCACACACUGCCGCGUUUGUCGACCAAGCCGGCUACCUUGCCAAGUACGCUGAGGAGCAAUUCAACGCUCUCAACGCCAAGUAUAGUCUGCGUGGCCAGCAGCUGGAUGCUGUCAAGGCCAAGAACGCCGGCCUUGAGAAGGCCAUCGAUCAGACGAGAGCCGAACUCCAAGCCGAGAGGAUGAGUCUUAUGGAGCUGGAGAAGCUCCUCACCGCCGCUCAACAGGCAAGAACCGCCAUGGAGGCGGCGUUCAACAAGAAGAUUGAGGAGAUUCUCAAGGAGAACGCAAAGAACAAGGACCACGAGGACAAGGAUCACCAGAUCAUCAAGAAGCUGCAGGAUCAGAUCGCCUCUGAGAGAGAUAAACUCAAUGACCGGAUCAACAAGCUCCAACAAGAUCUCAACAAGUCUAAGGCUGAGUUGAUCAACACAAAGUCAUUGCUCCUGACUGCCUUGAACGAAGUACGGAGCCUGAAGAGAACUAUCUCUCAGUUGGAAGGCAAGUUGGAGGCAUCUAACAGUGACAGAGAUGGCCUGAGGACCAAGGUCAGGGUUCUUGAAGCGAACAAGAAAAAGACGGAGAUCAGCUUGGGGGAUGCUGAAAGAGCUCUUGCUGUUGCCAAGAGCCAACUAGAGAACGAGCGAAAGCAACAUGCGAAGGAGCUUGCGGAUCAAAAGGCGGCCGCCGACAAGGCUGCCGACAAGGCCGCCGAGGCCGCCGAGGCCGCCGCUAAGGCUAAGGCUGAGGCUGAAGCUGAGAUUCAGAAACUGCGAGCUCAGAUUCAGGAGGAUGAUGACUUCCAUGAGCAGGAUAAGAAAUUCGUGGAGGAUGAUGAGCAGCGUAAAAUCAACUUACGGAGACAAUACGACGAGCUCACCAAACAGUUGGACGCGCCGGCGCCUGUCAGACCCGUCUGGAAGGGGCGUCAUUAAACAGACUCUGAGGGAUCCCGGAUUUGGAACUGGACUUGGGA